AUGCCUCAAAAGUUGAGUUUUCUCCAGGGCAUAGGCGGCACCAAGUUGGAUCAGUGUAUGCCUUUUAAGCUGCGCCGUGUACUAAGUGUGAUUUUUGGGGUCACGGAAAUGAUUUUCUUUGGAGGUAUUUUUUACGGAAUGAAUGCUCUUUUCCCUGUUCUCCAAAAAGAAGACAUUUUUGCUAACCUUUGUCCCAGCAGUACUAACCACAGUGGAUGCGAUAAACAAAUCAAUAUGUAUGCCAACGCACUUACCACAUACUCUGUGGUCAUGAUGGUCAUGUUAAUUGUCAUUGGUACUCUGAUCGACUACAUUGGUCUACGCUUAGUCAAAUUGGCAUCAACUCUGUUAUAUUUCGUUGGUAUGCUAAUGUUUGGCUUUGUUACCCCUUCUACUUCACCACUGAUCUUUGUUGGGGGAACGUUGGCUGCUGUUGGUGGCAUGGGUAUGAUGGUUUGCACAUUCAGUGUAAAUCAACUGUUUACAAAAACCGCUGUAGUCGUACUUGCCUUCGUGACAGGCUCUUAUGAUGCUUCCUCAGCGCUUUUCGCUAUCGUAAACUUGACCUAUAGUGCUGGAAUACCUCUACGUAUUACCUUUUUGAUCCUUGCCUGUUGUGGCCUUGCUAUGAGCACUUUUAGCUCCUGCUUUAUCUACUCAUAUUGGCUAUCAGACAUGGGGAAGUACAAGAACAAAGUUAACACUCUUGAUGUUCUUGAAGAAGAGGACAGUAAAUCGUCUGGUGAACAGGAGCUAGAGAAGAAGGACUCAUAUGAAUUGGCGGCAGAAGGCAAGGAGAAAGAGAGUGAACUUCCACUUGAUGCUGCAGCAGAUGCCGUUCUGUCAGAGCUCUUCCAGACUCGUCUAAAGUCACUCAGAUCCCUACCAUUUUUUGUGUGCACAAUGUAUUUUGCACUGGCACUCCUGAGAUUUACCUUUUUCUUGGGAGAACUCACUCCCGCUGCUAAUGCUCACUUCCAAGAUAGCUCCACCACAGAUCGCAUAGCAAACACCCUAUCCUUUAGCCUCGCGGGAGGCAUUUUGGCUGGUCUUCUGUGUGGUACUGUUAUUGACAAACUAAGAGCCAUUUAUCGACCAAAAAUUUCCCAUAUCCUCAGUUUGGAGGCCUCACAUGACCGCACUCAAGCAUUAUUGUGGAUCAAGUUGCGACCUAUGGCCUUCUCUAUGUACAUAAUGGCCACUUUCUCUUUGAUAGUCAGCUGUCUAGUCUUUGUGCCCGUAGAGGAAGUCUACUAUGUGAACUUUUUCUUUCUUGUUCUCAUGCGAGGUUUUCUGUUCAGCACCUUCUCCUCUUCUGUCAUCGCUGCCUUCCCAAUCGCUCAGUUUGGCACACUCUAUGGUAUUGGUGGGUCACUUGCUGGUGCAUUUUCAUGUCUUCAGUAUGCACUCCUUAUACCCCCACCAAUGAUCGGCAACGGCUGUGCUUUGGCCAUCGCUGUACUGCUCUUCAUUCCACCCACUAUUAUCCUCUUCAAAUCACUGGUCUGCGAUAGUCGAACAAAGCGCGAGUCUCGACGAAUCCUAUAA
Echinococcus granulosus is the source of this 1548-nucleotide messenger RNA. RefSeq names its product Solute carrier family 43 member 3. Lineage: Eukaryota; Metazoa; Platyhelminthes; Cestoda; Cyclophyllidea; Taeniidae. Bases 1 to 1548 code for a protein of 515 amino acids. The record is from RefSeq and is a predicted model, not a curated record. Gene Ontology annotation, biological process: transmembrane transport. The transcript is spliced from 4 exons. Gene Ontology annotation, molecular function: transmembrane transporter activity.